Anarrhichthys ocellatus (wolf-eel) is the source of this 4081-nucleotide messenger RNA. It is a transcript of the gene lmf2a, whose product is annotated as lipase maturation factor 2a. The record is from RefSeq and is a predicted model, not a curated record. The coding region runs from base 331 to 2535 and encodes 734 amino acids. The transcript has 14 exons. Gene Ontology annotation, biological process: protein maturation. Gene Ontology annotation, cellular component: endoplasmic reticulum membrane. NCBI's taxonomy places the organism in Eukaryota, Metazoa, Chordata, Actinopteri, Perciformes, Anarhichadidae.
CAGUGGUUCCAAGUUUAGAUGUCAGCUGUCUAAGAACCACUGGAAUCUAACUAUGCACUCUCAAUUAACACAAUACAUCUGACAGUAGGACUGCAACAAAAACAAGGCAACGAAAAACCAUCAUGUCAAGACUGAACUUGUUUCAUCCGAUGCCACGUGAAUGCCGCAUACCGGUCAAAUACCUGCAGCGACACCUGGAGGCCUUUAGUGUAAGCUGCUCCGCGCUACGUGUCUCCAGACGAUAUCUUUAUCCCCGCUUCCCAUCCGGCUGCAACGGGAGCAGACCAGCGGAAAACAGCGGCUGUCCCCACCCAGCAGCUCGGCUCAGACAUGGGGGAAACCAUCCUGCCACGGCGCAUGUUCCUCUGGAGCAUGGCGGUCAUCUACCUCGCUGCUUUCGUGUCUCUCUAUGUGCAGAUACCAGGUCUGUACGGCAACGAUGGGCUGUUGCCUGCUCGCUGGCAGCUGCGAUACAGUGGCAAGUCUCUCGGGGAGCUGCUGCUGUCCUCUCCCACCCUGCUGUGGCUGGGCCCUCAGCUCGGUGUGGACACGCACACCGCCAUGGAGCUGCUGUGUCUCGUGGGUGCUGCGCUGAGCCUCGCCGCAACGCUGGUGGAGGCUCUCCGAGACAGCGUGGUGUUCUUCUGCCUCUGGGCCUUGUACCUGUCCAUGUACCAGGUGGGCCAGGUUUUUCUCUACUUCCAAUGGGACAACUUGCUUCUGGAGGUGGGGUUCCUCUGUAUCCUUGUUGCCCCGCUGACAUUGAUCAGAGGCUCACGAGGGGUCAGAGAGCACGAUCGUGUGACCUUCUGGCUGCUCCGCUGGUUGCUCUUCCGGCUCAUGUUUGCCUCUGGUGUGGUGAAACUCACGUCUCGUUGUCCCACAUGGUGGGGCCUUACAGCUCUGACGUAUCACUAUGAGACUCAGUGUCUCCCCACCUCGCUGGCCUGGUUCGCUCACCAGUUGCCGGUGUGGUGGCAGAAGCUGAGUGUGGUGGGGACCUUUGUUAUUGAGAUCGCUGUACCGCUGCUUUUCUUCAGCCCAGUGCGCAGACUCCGACUUGGGGCUUUUUACCUGCAGGUGUUGCUUCAAGUGCUCAUCAUUUUGACGGGCAACUACAAUUUCUUCAACCUGCUGACUUUGGCCCUCUGUCUGUCGCUCCUGGACGACCAGCAUGUUCGCUUCUGGCUACGCAAGGCGGACACGAGUAGCAGCAAUGACUCCAAGCUGUGGUCGUGGCUGUGUUACCUGCUGGAGCUCGCAGUCUGGUCUCUCAUGAUCUUCGGGUCAAUUGUAUAUUUUGACCUGAAGCCCAAUGCAACGAAGCACGGUAUCUCCUCCAGGACAGCAUUCACAUACCACCAGUUUAACCAGUUUCUGAAGACGGUCACUAUCCCCACUAUCUGGAUUGCUGUCCUCUCUCUCACCUGGGAGAUGGUCGCAGCCAUGUUCAGGUGUGCGUGUGUCUCUGGUUUCCUGAAGAGGUUUUGGGGAACUGUCCAGUGGACCGUGUUUGCUACUGCCGCCGCUGCUAUGUUCACUAUCAGUCUGGUGCCAUUCACCUACAUCGAGUACGACUCUAAUGCCAGGUUGUGGCCGGGAGUGCGUCGGGCCUAUGACCUGGUGGAUCGCUACCAGCUGGUCAACUCGUACGGCCUGUUCAGAAGGAUGACCGGGGUCGGCGGACGCCCAGAGGUCGUCAUCGAGGGAAGCAACGACGGAGUCUCGUGGACGGAGAUUGAGUUUAUGUAUAAGCCAGGCAACCUAAGUGCACCUCCUGCUGCAGUGACGCCUCACCAGCCCAGGUUGGACUGGCAAAUGUGGUUUGCCGCCCUCGGGGAUCAAACACGGGCUCCGUGGUUCACCAGCCUCAUGUACAGACUGCUGCAGGGCAAAAGAGAUGUGAUAGAGUUGAUCCAGACAGAUGUGUCACGGUAUCCGUUCCACCAGCAGCCUCCUGCCUACCUCCGAGCCCACCGCUACCGAUACUGGUUUACUGAACCAAAGGCUGACGGGUCCUAUCCACAGCGUUGGUGGAGGAGGGUUUAUGAUGAGGAAUUCUAUCCCACAGUGCACCUGGGCAGCACCUUCCUGGAGAGCAUGCUCAAUCAGUAUGGACUCAAGGACAAAUCGCCUCCACGUCGGAUGUCCAACACCACUGUUGCCCAGGCGGUGAGGUGGGUUCGCUCUCAGGCCAGAGGUGUUCCCACUCACAUACUUACCUGGACCCUUAUCGCCUGCAGCGCCACCCUCUGUCUGCUCCAGGUAUUGCAGAACAGGAAAAAACACCCAGAAAGGACCCCACUCAUUCAUGAGGCCGCUGGGAACAGUUACACAGAAAAGGUACCUGAAGGCUCUGCAGACCAUUCUGGGAAGUCUGAUGAACAGCACACCACGGAAGAGGAAGAGGAGGAGGAGGAGGAAGAGGAGGAAAAGGAAGAGGAAGAGGAUGAAGAUGGAGACGGCAGUGAAGAUGAGGUGGAGGAGGGCAAAGGUGAGGAGAAAGACACUGUUGCUGAUGACGAAGAGGACUAGGCACAGGAGGAGGAUGCAGAGCAAGACGGGGAAAAAAGGAUGAACGAAAAACUUUUGAAAAGAUGCAGGUAAUCCCGAAGUAGAAUGUUAUCACUAGCUGCCUUAAUGAAAUAUUACCAAAAAGACCAUGUGUAUAUUUGUAGUUCUUGAUCAGCCAAUUAUGGAAAAAUAAGUUUAUUUAAAUUCUCCCACCUACACAUUACUGCAUCAGCUGUCUAUAUCAGAAAGCAGUCACUUAAUUCAGUAGAUCUUUGCCAGAUGUUUAGGAAUUUUAAAACCUCCUCGGUUUGUUUGGACUUAUGGUGAACAAUCAAUCUAGUCAGCAGAUCAAAUCCCGUUGAAAGAAGAGAGAAAUAUAAAAUAAAAGGCAGCUUCUGUUGCCUAUUCAGAGAGUAAAUGUAUGUUCAUGGUAUUCUUGGUCUCCUGUUUGUGUUGCAUACUGUAGUCCUUGUGUGUGUGUGUGUGUGUGUGUGUGUGUUUUUACAUUAGUCUCUUGCUGUAUGUACUGAACUAACUAAAACAACUCUACUUUCUUUUUCCCCCACAAAUGUCUCUUUUUCUUCUGUUAAUGUUUGAAAUGAAACAUAUCACACACAUUGAUGUAGUAUCUUUUACAUUUUUUUUAUCACAUUAAAGUAAAAUAAUAAAUAAAUGUUUUGUCAUUUCUUCAUCUGAAAUGUGUAACAAUCACAAGUUAUAUCUCUAUGUACAUUUAUUAACUUGAGUUAAAUUAGUAUUAGUAAUGUGUAUACAGGAGACACUACAUCCAGUUUUGUUAUUACUAUUAUGCAACAACACAAGUUAUUGAUUUACUCGGCUUAUGUAAUCACCCUCUGUUCCUAUAUGGUGUUGCUGUUUGUCUGUUUCACCACUUCAGUACUCCAGGACAGUACUUGUCGAUCAGAGACUGGUAAUACGGCUUCAGCGUGUCGACGUCGGGCAUCUCGGUGCUCUUUGAGUACAAGUCAAAUUUGCUGUGGAAAGGAUGGAAGAUGCAGCUUCAGUUUGAAGCGGAGCGCAGUGAUAAUGUAAUGUGAACAUGAGAGAGGAAGAUGCUCACUUAAACUCUUGGACCCAGAGCAGCAUGCGCUGGUCAUUCUCAUUGCACAGGUGCAUGUAGUCUCCGUCGGAGUGCCAGGGGUAGAAUGAAUGGAAGCGAAUCAUGCACAACCCCUAAAGAGAGACGGACAAAGGUGAGAUCCCAAACUGAGCCUGUACAGUAAGCACCACAGGAGAGGAGAGAACACUGCAUACUCAAACAUGGCGUUUUCAAUGUCAUUAUUUACUGACCUGCUCGGGGAUGGAGCAGUUGUUGAACUUCAGAACUCUGUAGAGAUACUCUGAAGACAACAAUGCAAGAGUUUAGGUACAGUAUCGUAGAUAAACAGGCACUUCAAUGGUAAUGCACGUUUUCUUCUUUUAUUAAAAGUUGUCGUGCGUUUGUGUGUGGCUCAAUGUGAGGACGUCUCUUACCGUCAUGGCCCCAGGACAUGAGGACUUUGUCGAGCCCGCAAUUUGGUUCAUAGAUCCCGUAUUCAGUGCUAAG